UCUGCUUCAGGCACAUGUAUGCAAACUUCAAAAUGCACUACAAGGGAUCUAAACUACACACACUAUUCUGGAAUGCUGCUAGAGCUUAUAAGCCUAAACACUUUCAGGGAGAAACCUGUCUGCAAGCUAGUUUUGAUGUAUGGACAGCUGGUGAUGGGGCUGUUUUACAAGAGAAGAAAUGCUUGUGUUGGAUGGGAUUCUGGGGAUUUGGUUCCUACUGCCAAAAAAUUAUUGAAGAAGAUGUUUAAGAAAACAGGGGAAUAUAAGGUAGAAGGAGUGGUUGCUGGCAAGCUUUAUGAAGUCACAAGCAUACAUAAUACAAUAUUCACUGUUGACCUUGAGAAACAUACUUGCAGCUGCAUGCAAUGGCAGCUGAGGGGUUUCCCCUGUCAACACGCAGUCUGUGCUCUGCAGCAAAUCAGGCCCAAUUGGGUUGAGUAUUGUGCCAGAUACUACUCAGUGGAUAACUACAGGACCACCUAUUCCCCUGAUAUGGUGCCAUUGGAAGGGCCUGAGGACUGGGAUGAGGUUUUUUAUAACUCUGAACUAUUCAUGUUUAUUGUCCUUAAUUGGAUCUGA
Messenger RNA from Papaver somniferum (opium poppy), 579 nucleotides. RefSeq lists its product as uncharacterized. The transcript has 4 exons. Bases 19 to 579 code for a protein of 186 amino acids. The record is from RefSeq and is a predicted model, not a curated record. Gene Ontology annotation, molecular function: zinc ion binding. Lineage: Eukaryota; Viridiplantae; Streptophyta; Magnoliopsida; Ranunculales; Papaveraceae.